AGCUCCCAUAAUUUGGUAAUAGAAAACUCCCUAAAACUUGCAAUUAUAACAAUGAUAUGCAAAAUAUACAAAAGGAUAUAUUGAUAAACCAUGCCCUAAUUUCUGUAAACAUUUGCUGAUUAUGGGUCAAUUUAGAUAUUAUUAUCCGUAACACUGGAAAUAACUUACAUUUUUUUUUAUUCACAAUAGACUCUCAUCAAAAUUGAUGGAUAAUAAUGAAAAAGUUUCAAAUUCAAUUACUUUCCAAUUGUAAGUAAUUUUCUCGCGCAAUUUUCUAUUUUAAUUUCUAAAAGAAAAUUCCCUGAAACUAAAAAUUACUAAAUUUGUUAACGAUCAUGAUUUAAAUUUUAAAGUCUUAUAAGAUACCAUUGUAGAGGACCGGUAGCAGACUGGAAGGGGACCAACUGAAAAAAAGAAAGCAAAACCACUCUAGAAUUGUUUUCUUUCGUUUUUUUAAUAUUCCUCAAAACCUGUUACUUGCAGAAAGCCUGAAACUAAUACAUAAAUAAGAAAUUUAAAAAUAUUACUCUCAUUAGAUUCAAGCAUUUGGUCUCACUCAUGUGCUAGUGAAGCCCUAGAUUUUGAGUUCCCUUGAGCAUAACAGACAUCGUAACAAUGGCUUUCUGGUGGCCAAUAAUCGUGCUCGCUUUUGCCUAUGCGAUCUGCCGGUUCUUGUUGAUGCUUAUCCCGACCAAUGUGCCUUCAAUUGACGUCGAUGCAUCCGAUGUUUUAGAUGGGAAUCAAAAGGAAGAGAAUAGCUUCAUUUAUAUACCUCCGAGAGGAAGGACACAGCAACAGGAGAGAAAAGUCCAGUGCUAUGAGCCCGCAACCAUGAAAUACUUAGGAUUUUUCCCUGCCUUAUCGCCGACUGAGGUCAAGGAACGCGUGACACAAGCAAGGAAGGCACAGAGAAUAUGGGCAAAAAGCAGCUUCAAGCAAAGGCGACAGUUUUUGCGGAUACUUCUCAAGUAUAUUAUUGAACACCAAGAACUUAUAUGCGAAGUAUCUUCACGUGAUACUGGAAAGACAAUGAUAGAUGCCUCUUUAGGAGAAAUAAUGACAACAUGUGAAAAAAUCACUUGGCUUCUCUCAGAGGGUGAGCAGUGGCUAAAGCCUGAAUAUCGAUCUUCUGGGAGAUCAAUGCUUCACAAGAAAGCCAAGGUGGAAUUUCACCCUCUUGGUGUUAUUGGUGCCAUUGUGUCAUGGAACUAUCCUUUUCACAACAUUUUUAAUCCAAUGUUAGCGGCAGUCUUUUCAGGAAACAGCAUUGUGAUUAAGGUUUCAGAAAAUGCAAGUUGGUCAGGAUGUUUCUACUUUCGAAUAAUCCAAGCUGCACUUGCUGCUGUAGGAGCUCCAGAAAAUCUGGUUGACAUUAUAACAGGAUUUGCUGAAACGGGAGAAGCGCUCGUGUCUUCAGCUGAUAAAGUCAUAUUUGUUGGAUCACCUGGCGUGGGUAAGAUGAUAAUGAGAAAUGCUGCCAACACUCUUGUACCAGUUACACUUGAGCUUGGUGGGAAAGAUGCAUUUAUCGUCUGUGAAGAUGUUGAUGUGCCUCAUGUUGCACAAAUUGCUGUUAGGGCUGCUCUUCAAUCAAGUGGGCAGAAUUGCGCUGGGGCUGAAAGAUUUUAUGUACAUAAGGAUAUAUAUUCUUCUUUUGUCAGCGAAGUUGCUAAAAUUGUGAAAUCUGUUUCAGCUGGGCCACCACUUACCGGAAGGUAUGAUAUGGGAGCAAUAUGCUUACAAGAGCAUUCUGAUAAGCUUCAAAAUCUUGUAAAUGAUGCCAUAGAUAAAGGAGCAGUAAUUGAAGCUCGUGGGAGUUUCGGCCAUUUAGGUGAAGGUGCAGUAGAUCAGUAUUUUCCCCCCACUAUCCUUGUAAAUGUAAACCACACAAUGAAAUUGAUGCGAGAAGAGACUUUUGGGCCUAUCAUGCCAAUAAUGAAAUUUAGCACAGAUGAAGAGGCUGUCAAGCUUGCCAAUGACUGUAGAUAUGGGCUUGGUUGUGCUGUUUUUUCUGGUAGCCAACGCCGAGCCAAAGAGAUUGCUUCCCAGAUACACUGUGGAGUUGCUGCAAUUAAUGACUUUGCUUCGACUUACAUGUGUCAGUCGUUGCCAUUUGGUGGCGUGAAAGACAGUGGCUUUGGACGAUUCGCUGGUAUAGAAGGAUUGCGAGCUUGCUGCCUUGUGAAAUCAGUUGUCGAGGAUAGGUGGUGGCCUUAUAUCAAAACCAAGAUACCAAAACCCAUUCAGUAUCCUGUUUCGGAGAACGGUUUCGAGUUCCAGGAGUCACUUGUUGAGGCACUGUAUGGCUUGAACAUCUGGGACCGGUUGCGAGCAUUGGUCAAUGUUCUGAAAAUGCUAUCAGAGCAAAACUCCAGCGGCAAUAAGAGAAAUGACUGAGCUUAAAAAACAGUAGAAUGAAUUUACUCGUACUCUAGGCUCUUUGUUGCUUGAUUCCCCAAUGCCAUUGCUGUACUGCUACGUUUGAGCAUCUUUAGUUCACCAGUUUUGCAUGGUUUGAAAAUCAAGAUGCAUUUCCCUUGAUGAUACUAACCCGGACAUUUCCAAGGUGCUUAUACUCGACCUCAAAUCCUCAAGAACUUGUCAAUGAUACAAAAAUGAAAAAAUGUUUCUAGUUUAGGUUCUUUGGUCAUUUUGUUUCAUUCUUUUAUUUUGAUUUCCUUUUUUUUUUUUUUUUUAACUUUUUUCUUUGGGUGAAAAAAGCAAGAAUCACAUCCGUGGAUUAGUUUACAUGGCUUGACUUGGAAAAGAUUUGCGCCUCUUCGGGUCGGUAUUUAGACCUUGUACAACUCAAAAGGCAAUGCAUUGGGCCCUAGACCAGACCAGCCUGCGUGAUCCGGAAUUCUCUUUCUUCUGAACAGAAUCUGAAACUUUUUAUUAUUGUUAUUCGUAUAUUUUUCUUUAACUCAUACACUGUGCCUUGUAAUUUGGCAGUCUUUAUCGUACGAUUUGAUGAUUAUGCAUUUUCA
Messenger RNA from Ricinus communis (castor bean), 2987 nucleotides. RefSeq names its product aldehyde dehydrogenase 22A1. The transcript has 14 exons. Gene Ontology annotation, molecular function: aldehyde dehydrogenase (NAD+) activity. Bases 616 to 2397 code for a protein of 593 amino acids. The record is from RefSeq and is a predicted model, not a curated record. Lineage: Eukaryota; Viridiplantae; Streptophyta; Magnoliopsida; Malpighiales; Euphorbiaceae.